AUGGCCCCCAAACUUGAUUCAUACCGUCCUCGGUAUGCCGCCGCGGGACAGCCCUUAGUUGGGGGCCGUCGGUGGACGCUCGCGGAGUCGCUGAACGUCGGCGACUUCGUGGCGCUGGAGACGGGCGACUACUGGCGCCCGCAGCGCGAGGGCGGCGGCAGCACGCACGCCUUUUUGCUCGCGCGCGUCAUGGAGCAGCGCGGGAGCGGCGGGAAGGGCUACGUCGUCGCGGACGACCGCGCGACGCGGACGCACGACAACGAGGAGUACCGCCCCGGGGACCCCGUCGUCCUGGUGCGCCUCUUCGACCGCACGGGCGCGGACACGCGCCGCUUCACCGUCCGCAUCUACCGCGCGAACGGCAGGAGCGUUCUCCGAAAGCUCGACUCGGGCGACGGCCGCGAGGACCAGCCCGUCGUCGGCGGCACCACCGCCGUCGCACCACGCGCGACGUACACGAUCACCUCGGCCGCCGAGCGCGCGAUCACGACCGCGGCGGCGCACUGA
Messenger RNA from Aureococcus anophagefferens, 507 nucleotides. RefSeq lists its product as hypothetical. The record is from RefSeq and is a predicted model, not a curated record. The transcript has a single exon. The coding region runs from base 1 to 507 and encodes 168 amino acids. NCBI's taxonomy places the organism in Eukaryota, Pelagophyceae, Pelagomonadales, Pelagomonadaceae.